CACCGAAAUCAUCCACCAUCAUCCACCUUGUCGGGUAUGCACUGUGAGCGCAGUACGCGGAACACUCCUCCACAACCGCACACAUACAUCCACUCCCAAGCAUGUAGUUGAAUGAAACAAUAAACAAACAAGGCAGGAAAAGGGCAGUAGGGAAAUUUAAUCGGCAUCUACGCGUUAGUCGAUGAUCGCAGGCAACCUCGUGAGCGUGUCGUGUUUUUAGUAGCACCCAGGGAAACCGAAGAAAAAUUGCACUGCCUGGAGCUGCACUGCCCCGCGUUGCUGUGUAGUUGUUGGCGCGGCUGUAGCCCAUGUAGUGUUUGACGGAUGUUGAUCGUAAGGCAGGCAGGAAAUAAGUCUGGAGAACAUCCGGACAUUAACCGUUUCCCGGUGCGAGCAAAUUUGGGCAAACACGGCAACUUUUGUAUCGGCCACCGUUCAGUUCGCGUUACAACAGCCCAAAAGUGAGCUGUUUGUUUUUUUUUUUUGAAGAUUCCUUAAAGCCCUUUUAUCGCGAUACCUUUUUAACUUUACCGCGAUACGCAAAAAAGGAAAAGCUUGUAAUCCUUUCUUCUAUGUACACGUUUUAUCAAUCGAUUUACAAUGCCACACUGCUGCUGAUAUCCGGCGACCCUACGUACUGUGGAUCUACCGUACAUGCCCGAGUGUACAUAGAUAAACGGAUGUGCCCUUGAUUAGACUAGGCGGUGAGAUUAGUUUCAUUACCCUGUGCUAGAUAUAUUUACAUACACAUCGCGAGCUACCAAAACGCCGUUGGCAACAUGUAUCGGCGAGUGAGCUAUCAGGACAGUGACGAGCCGGACGAACCCAGCGAAUAUCGCCACCGGGACGAAUGCUACGAUGUGCUGUACGAUCUGAGCGACUUUCGUGAUGUGAUAGAGCCUACCAGCACGUGGAAUCGAACCUCCUCUUCCUCCUCCUCCUCCUUCCCUGGCGUGAACGAACGUCCGCGACAAACAGUGCCAGGUUCCCGGUACGGGGACGAGUUUGGUGACGGAAACGACAGUACCGACGCACAGGACGGCAUGGACGAGCGGGACAGCAUCUAUCUGGAUGCGGUAUCCGUGUACUCCGAUGCAACGAACCGCAAGUCUUUACAUCUUUCCCGCCAGACGGUUUACCAUUCGGCGGAGGAUGUGCGAUUCGGAUCGGUAGACUCCGGCAGUGGUUCGGGAGCGGAACAACGGCGGGCCGGAAGCGGUGGCGAGGAUAGUGCCGCAUUACGGAUGACCACCGAGGCGCUGCUGCAGGAUUCGCGUGCGAACGGUGGGCUGGCCAAUCUGCCGUACGUACCCCGGCCCGGGACGAACAACGGUGCGAAGGGAUUCAUCAGCGGUAUCCUGAAGCCAACCGUCCUCAGUACCGAGUACAACGAAAAGACGUGGAAGUACUUCCAGGAUCAGCGACGCAUCGUCGACUAUGUGCUCGCGUUCAAUGGCGAAGAUGAAAAUGCGGAAGCGAAACAGAAGCGCGCCAUCUACCAGCGGAAUCUUGAAAAUGAAGGGCUACAGAUUGAGACGGAAAACUGUCAGCGGAUACAUUUCGUCAAGAUUCACGUGCCGGAGAACGUGCUGUCGCACUACUGCGAGAUCAUGAAGAUGCAGAUGCCGAUGAAGAAGCUGGACAAUCAGGACAAGAUCAUUAUGCGCGAUUUCAGCAUCCAGAGCACGCUGGUGCGAUUGUUCCGGCGGCCACUAUUUAACUUUGUCAUUAUCGACCGGCAAAAGUUCGCACCGCCGGAAUAUCGGUUGAUGUACGAGUAUUCGCGUGAUAAGCCAUACCUGUUUAACGACAAGGAGCCAAACUUUUUCACGCCAAGCAUACGGAUUGCGGUGGCCCACUUUAUACUGGAGCGCACGUACUUCAGUGAGGCGGUGGACGAGAAGAAAGACAUCGGCAUCCGGCGGCUGAUGGAGGAUCAGGUGUAUCUGGAUGCGUACCCACUGCACGAUGGGUGUACGGAUCUGAAGUCGAGCUGCCAGCGUGCACUGUUGCUGGAGGAAUGGGCAUCGAUUAGCAAAUGGAUCAAGCAUCAGCCGCUGGACCACAUUAAGGAGUACUUUGGCGUGAAGAUAGCGAUGUACUUUGCGUGGCUCGGAUUUUACACGCACAUGCUGAUACCCGCAUCGGUCGUUGGGUUAAUAUGCUUCUUCUACGGUCUGCUUACGUACCCUGCCAAUCGCAUCAGCCAGGAGAUCUGCGGCGAUAAUUCGACCAUCAUGUGCCCGCAGUGCGACAAGUACUGCGACUACUGGUACCUGAAGACGACCUGCACCAUCUCCAAGCUGGCGCACAUCUUCGACAAUGAGAUGACCAUCGUGUUUUCUAUUUUUAUGUCUGUUUGGGCGACGCUUUAUCUGGAAAUGUGGAAACGGUAUUCGUCAAAGAUUCAGCAUCGUUGGGGUAUCACUGAAUACUGCUCGCUGGCAGAGCCACCGCGUCCUCAGUAUCUUUCCCGGUUGAAAAAUAUCAAGAAGAUGAUGUUUAACAUUGCCACCGGUGCGCAGGAACCGUCGCCACCGUUUUGGUCUAAAAAGUUCCCUAGCUUCCUUUAUAGUUACUCUGUGAUUUUCCUAUUUAUUUUACUUACUAUAGCUGCAGUCUUCGGUAUCGUUGUGUACCGUAUGUCACUGAUGACUUCGAAAAAUAUAUACGGCGAUGGUGGAUCGGUGUCGGGCAAGCUGAUCAUAUUUCCCGCCACGACUGCUGCCAUCAAUCUGCUCGCGUCAACUGCACUCACCUACGCCUAUCAGUACGUAGCGGAAUACAUGACGAACGUGGAGUAUCGGCGCACGCAAACCGAAUACAACGAAAGCCUCAACCUGAAGAUCUACCUGUUUGAGUUCGUGAAUUACUAUAGCUCGAUCUUCUACAUUGCUUUCAUGAAAGGGAAGUUCCCGGGCUAUCCGGCGAAGUAUAACCGGAUACUGAAUCUACGCCAGGAAGAGUGUAGCCCGGGCGGUUGCCUGAUGGAGCUCUGCAUACAGCUAGCCAUCAUUAUGGUCGGCAAGCAGGCGAUCGGUGCAAUUACGGAAAUUCUGAUACCGUUUCUGGUGCAGAAGUUUAAAGAGUUCCGGAGCGUGCUUGGUAUCGAUGCGGGUAAUAAUGAGAAUGGUGAACGGUUGAUCUGCUGCAAUCAGUGGACGAAAGACUUUAACCUAAUCGACUGGCAUGAUCGCAGCUUAUUCAACGAGUACUUGAAAAUGGUUAUUCAGUACGGUUUCAUCACAAUAUUUGUUGUCGCAUUUCCCCUGGCUCCAUUCUUUGCCCUGCUGAACAAUGUGUUCGAAACGCGGCUGGAUGCUAAAAAGUUCCUGCUCUACUAUAAGCGAGCCGUACCGCAGCGCGUACGUGAUCUUGGCAUAUGGUACAACAUUAUGCACGUGGUCGGAAAGGUUGCCGUCAUAUCGAGUGCCUUUAUCAUAGCAUUUUCCUCCAACUUUAUCCCACGGCUAAUGUACAUGAACGUCGUCAAUCCGACCGGUACGGAUGAGGGUUUCGUCAAUCAUACGCUCGCCUACUUCAACGUUUCGCAUUUUGAAGCGAAUGCAGCUCCGGAAAACAGCUCCUUCUCGAAUAUAAGCAUGUGUCGGUACUCGGAAUACCGGAACCCACCGGAGGAUCAUCGUCCGUACAAGCGACCCUCCAUCUAUUGGCAGAUUCUAGCGAUCCGGCUAACGUUCGUCGUUAUUUACCAGAAUCUGGUAAGCUUUGUGCAGAUCGUUGUAGCGUGGGCGAUACCGGACGUACCGACGCGACUGCAGGAUCAGAUCAAGCGAGAGCAGUAUCUCACCAACGAGUACAUCAUCGAACAGGAAAAGCUUAAGAUGAUGCGAUCCGGUACGGGUGGCUGUGGUACCGGUGCGUACACACACAACGGUUAUCUACCAUCGGAGGACAGCAGUCCGGAUGAUGAAAAGCUAAAUUAUGGUUCGGUCGCGGACGACAAUGAGUACCCGUUGCGAAUGCAAACCGAUGACUGCGAACCGUACGAAACGUACCGUAUAGUGACGUCGCGCGUGUAGGGGAUACCCAGUGCAGCAUCCACAUCCUAUUGAAACUGAUCAAAUUACGCACACACGCUGUUACGGCAGUUACCUAACACACGGUUUUCUUUUUGCUUACCUUUUAAGCUCCGAUGACCUCCUAACGAUAAACGCCUAACUCACCUCGGGCACGUAUAUUUACCUGCGUGCAUGCCUCUUUACAUCGUGUUAAAUCUAUUUCUCGCGGGAAUCUAUCUCAUGCAAAUGAACAAUUUUUAAAGAACAAAUUAAAUAUCUGUAAAUAAUUCGUAA
Messenger RNA from Anopheles funestus (African malaria mosquito), 4316 nucleotides. RefSeq names its product anoctamin-2-like. Gene Ontology annotation, biological process: chloride transmembrane transport. The transcript has 7 exons. Gene Ontology annotation, cellular component: plasma membrane. Gene Ontology annotation, molecular function: protein dimerization activity; chloride channel activity. The record is from RefSeq and is a predicted model, not a curated record. The coding region runs from base 780 to 4043 and encodes 1087 amino acids. Lineage: Eukaryota; Metazoa; Arthropoda; Insecta; Diptera; Culicidae.